AUGUCGCAGCUAUCAAGGCAGAUAGCGCAGAUUAAUUCCGUUACCAAUUCCGGAUCGGGAAGCGGCUCCUAUAACAGAGGAUCCAACAGUAACUAUAAUCGAACUAAAGCAUCUUCAAGGUCAAGAUCAAAUCGAUUUGAUCGCGGACGUCGUAGUCCGACUCCCAUUCCCGAGCUCGAUGAAAGUCUUGACCGGAGUUUUGAUUACGACUCUAGGACUUCCAUGCGAGAUUCAGGGAUUAAAGUCAAUUUGAGUUUUGAUAAAUACGAUAAGGAAGACUUCCAAGCGAAAGUCAUGUCAGACUACCACAGUCACAGCCGGCGAGUUCAUGUGAAGCAAAAGUCGAGGAACAGCCGCUACCAGAAAGACUACAGAGGCGAUCAUGAUGAUAGAGACGAUGAUGGACGCGGUCGACGAGCAGGGGCUAAAGAUCUAUCCAAGCGGGCUGGAAAUCGAGACAAGGGCAAGAAAAAGCACUGGACUGACAAUCGAGUCGAUCGUAGAAACUACGAUCAGAUUGAUAUGGACGAGGUUUUGUAUGAGGACGCAACAGGAUCCGAUUGGAUGCGUAUCAAGAUGAGCAUUCCGAGAAGCGAGUCUGAUAGACCGCUACUAUUCAAAGACGAGAUGAUGAAGCUCUUCCACGAGAAAAUUCCGAACUUUGCUGACAAAGAUCCUCAUUGUGAGUAUGAAAACAUUAUGUUUUUCAUUCCCUCCGCCACUUCAACCGAGGUCUACCGCCAAAUGCUCGACAUCAUCAAGGAUACGAAGCCGGACAAUGUGCCGCCGGCCAAGUGGAUCAAGCUCGAAAAGAUGACUGCCAGGACACCCAUCUCCGCCCGCUUCGAAGUCAUUCCCAACGCGCUCAACACGCUCAGCGAAGUUCUUGGAAAACGAUACAACCAACCUGAAAACACCGUCGAUCUCUCAUCCUUCGCCUCUGAUACACGACUCAAUGAAGCUGGAAUGAAGAUGAACUUGAAGAUUUCAGAAGACUUCGCGCUCCUUGUACGCGUCAUGAAGAACUUCCCGAUUGAAAACAUCUCUGGAAUCAACCUCUCGAGCAACAUGCUCAGGAAUCUGCAACAGCUCGUCCCGUUGCUCGAGAAAACGCCUAAAGUUAAGAAACUCAAUCUCUCCGGAAAUCAGCUGAUACGAAACUGGAGCGAUGUAAAAUACGUCGAAGAUUGGGACCUUGAAGAUUUGGACAUUCGCGACACUCAACUAGCAAAACUCGUUCAAGGAAGAAACAAUUUAAAAUUGUCCAAAGAAGCAAGAAAAAUAUUCAAGAAUUUGAAAAAACUCAACGGAAGAGAACUCGUUGCGUCUUUUGAUCUUGAUGCAUCUAUAGAAAAAGAAGAAAAGAAGAAGACUGUUUCUCAGAUUUACGAUUCCUGCCUCCCUCUGAAUGAGCAACUGGAAGGACCGCUGAUCAAAUUCAUCACUGAUUUCGUCAAGGCCUACGACACCAAUAGGGAAGAUCUCUUCAAAUGCUAUGGACCGAAUGCGAUCUUCACGCUCUCCGUCGGAAGAGGAGUCGACUUGAGCGCCUACAGAAAGCACCAAAGAAGCAUCGUCGACCACAGACACCUGAUAAACCAAGACGUUGAAAAGUACCGCACUUGCCACCCAAACACGAUCAAACAGAAGCGCCUUGGAGUACUCGCCUGUCUUUCGGAACUGCCGAAGACGACGCACGAUCUGACCUCUUGCUUUUUGGACGUGACGCUGGAAGUGCCCUCGAUCAUUGGAUUCACUUUGACUGGAACUUUCAAAGAAACCGACAAUGGAAAGAUUCGCUUCUUCAGUCGCCACUUUCUCUGCUCGUUCGUGGACAACAACUUUCUGGUCAAUCACGAUCAGCUCUACAUCCGCGACUCGAGCAGCGGUGAAAAAGCCAACCACGGAAAGAAACAAUCCGUCAUCCCGAACCCCCGUGGAGGUGCUGCCGCCGAACCUCCCGCCGACAAAAACGCCAUGGUGAAAAAGUUUAUGGACAACUCUGGAAUGACCGAAAACUAUUCGAAAAUGUGCCUGGAACAAAACGAUUGGAAUUUCAAUCGCGCUGCCGAGAAAUUUAUGGAACUAAAGAAAGGAGGGAAGCUGCCCGCGGACGCAUGGCAGCCUGGUCGUGCCCCGUAA
Oikopleura dioica is the source of this 2142-nucleotide messenger RNA. Lineage: Eukaryota; Metazoa; Chordata; Appendicularia; Copelata; Oikopleuridae. The record is from the annotation of a GenBank genome assembly.